AUGCGCGCCAAUGUGACCUGCUUUACUCGACGCAUUUCAUCGUGGCGCCAGGCAAUUCAGCAAAACAAUGCCGCAAUAAACGCAUUCGUAUACGUAUCCCCUCCUUCUCCACCCAGACCGGAGAGCAAGCUUCCACUCGAUGGCCUUGCGGUAGCGGUGAAGGAUAUGAUUUGCACCAAAGACAUGCCCACAACUAGUUCAUCUGUUAUGCUAAAAGACUUCACUCCACCGUUUGACGCGACUAUAGUCCGUUUGCUACGCGAGGCGGGUGCAGACCUUGUCGGGAAAGUGAACUGCGACGAGUUUGGGAUGGGUUCGUUGAAUAUCCAUUCAGCCCACGGACCAGUCAUUAAUCCAUUUCAAACAAGUAAUCCUGUGUCUCGGGAACAACCCGAGCGCCGUUCUGCAGGGGGCAGCUCUGGUGGGAGUGCUGCUGCUGUUGCAGCAGGUAUGUGUUACGCGUAUGUGAUUUGCACCAUUUUAUCUACUUUUCUCUUAACGAAGCAGUGCAUUCGUUGUCUUCUCUGUCCGCCAAAUGCUAAUAAGAGAUUUAGAUGGGGCGUUAUAUCCUUCGCAGACAGUCUCGAUUGCGUUGGCAUUAUGGCAAAGACCGUCUCAGCUACGCGUCAUAUAUUCAAUACGUUGAAUGCGUACGACGCUCAAGACCCAACCUCUGUGAAUGAAGAAUCACGUAGAAUUGCGUCCAGGCAAGCCGUUCGCGCAUGGUCAGGUUCCUCGUUGUCAGACUUGAAGAUCGGCAUUCCACAAGAAUAUUUCCCUCGAGAAUUGGCACCACAAGUGUCUGGUCCAGUUCGCGACACAAUUGCUGCUCUCAAGUCUCGUGGAGCGACCGUAGUACCAGUAUCAUUACCUACCACGCCCUAUGCCUUGAGCGCAUACUAUGUUAUUUCCAGUGCAGAGGCCAGCAGUAACAUGGCGCGCUAUGAUGGUGUCGAAUAUGGAAUGCGAGUUGCGUCAAAGAACGAUGAUCAUUUCCCCAAUACUGCAGCUCGAUAUGCGGUCACCCGUACGGCAGGCUUUGGCUCGGAAGUCCAAAAACGCAUUCUCCUAGGAACCUAUGCACUCUCCGCUGAGGCUUUUGACAACUACUUUCUCCAAGCGCAACGAGUGCGUCAGUUAAUCAAAGACGAUUUCAACCGUAUUUUCCGCAUCCCGGAUGUCCUUGGUUACUCGGAAACAACUGAGUUGUUGACCAAUAACGACGAAGGUGUUGACGUGUUAAUCCAUCCAUCCGCUAUGCGGACAGCUCCUCGACUCGAUGAUAUUCCGACAGCUGAGAGUCUGGAUGCUUAUGUACAAGACGUGUUGACAGUCCCAGCAUCGUUGGCAGGUCUUCCUGCCCUCAGUGUUCCUCUCCAGAGAGACUCGGAUGAGUGGCCGGUGGGAGUGAGCGUUGUUGGUCAAUGGGGAACCGAUGAAACUGUCCUUCGGGUUGGCCAUUUUAUCGAGAGUCUACAAUGA
Molecule: messenger RNA, 1482 nt
Organism: Mycena indigotica
Lineage: Eukaryota; Fungi; Basidiomycota; Agaricomycetes; Agaricales; Mycenaceae
Product: Glutamyl-tRNA(Gln) amidotransferase subunit A, mitochondrial
Exons: 7
Coding region: 1-1482 (493 amino acids)
Biological process (GO): glutaminyl-tRNAGln biosynthesis via transamidation; mitochondrial translation
Cellular component (GO): mitochondrion; glutamyl-tRNA(Gln) amidotransferase complex
Molecular function (GO): glutaminyl-tRNA synthase (glutamine-hydrolyzing) activity
Source: RefSeq, a predicted model, not a curated record